AAGGAAAUGCUCUCACGGUUUUAUAGGACAGGACAGAAGGACACAUUUCGUCAAGCAUCUAUCGGCAGCGGCGGAGCGGGAGCAUUCCUCAAGAAUCAAAAUGGAUCGAGUCAAGUCUACGUUUGACAGCAUGAUGAAAAGUGUCCGGUACAGCCGCUUCCCCACGCAGCGUGACGAAGAGACCAACCAGAACGUGGUGUUCAAGCUGUCAGAGGACGACGACAAUGCGGAGGUCGGGCCGGCCAACGGCUCACCAAGAUUCCGGCCAGUCCCUAACGGUGCCUUGAACGGCUGGCGCCUCCUUAUCAUCCUAGCGCUGAGCUUCCUGCUUGUCUUCGCUGUGGGCUGCUUGGUGGGUCACUUCACUGGGAAGAAGCUCGACGUGAAGUCCGCCAGCUGCCCAACUGAGUCGGUGCAGGCGGGAGUCGCGAAGGAGCAAGGGACAGGGGAAGGAGACGACGACGGCAGUGAGGACGUGCCGCAGGAAGAGGUCCCGCUAAGCUGGAACGAAAUCAGCCAGCUUCUCGACGACAAAUUCACCCGCCCCGCUUUCGAUGAGCGUUUCAAGACCUUUGACGUGCCAUCCCGGUCGGCGGGCAGCGAGGGUGACAUCAGUCUGGCCGCGGCCAUCUCAGACGAAUUUAAGGCGCUGGACCUGGAGACCUGGGCGGACGUCCACUACGUUCAGCUGCAGAAACCCGACAGCCAGCGCCCCAACACCGUCACUUUCGGCAGCGAGGUCUUCAAACCCACCGGUUAUUUGGCCUACAGCGCCAUCGGGAAGGUGGAGGGCAAGCUGGUGUACGCCACCUACGGCCGUCGUCAGGAUUUUGAUGCUGUCCGGGCGGCCGGCGUGGAGGUGAAUGGCAGCGUGUUGCUCCUCAGAGCGGGAGCAGGACAGCUCACCUUUGCCGAGCAGGUUGCCAAUGCCGAGGCCCAGGGAGCCUUGGCCGUCCUCAUCUACCCCGACCCGGAAGAUUUUGAUAACAUGGCCGACUUUGAACUCUACGGCCACGUACACCUGGGUUCGGGCGACCCCUACACGCCGGGCUUCCCGUCCUUCAACCACACCCAGUUCCCGCCCACCCGCUCGUCGGCCCUCCCCAGCAUCCCGGCUCAGACCAUCACCUUCCCCAUGGCUAACACCCUCCUAAAGUCGAUUGGCGGCCCAAACAAAAUGGGUGGCGUGGAGAAGAUCAGCGUGGAGGUCAACAACGUGCUGGUCAACACCCAGAUCCACAACGUGUUUGCAGUCCUCAAAGGAUUCAGCGAUCCCGACCAAUACGUGGUCCUGGGGGCGCAAAGGGACGCGUGGGGUCCGGGCUACGCCGGAGCUACUGUCGGCUGCUCCGUUCUCAUGGAGAUGGCCAAGGCCUUCAAAGACUUGGUGGAAAGAGACGGUGUCCGGCCCAAGAGGAGCCUGGUGUUUGCCAGCUGGGGCGCCGGAGAGUACGGGAGCGUCGGCGCCACGGAAUUUUUAGAGGGUUACCUGUCGUCCAUCGACCGAAAGCUUGUCACCUACAUCAGUCUGGAUGGCGUGGUCAUGGGUCGCGGCGGCUUUGUCGCCUCAGCAAGUCCGCUGCUUCGCAAAUUGUUGGAGGACACCAUCAAACAGGUGAAGAGCCCGCUGGAUCGGGGCACUGUGUACAAUAUGGUGGGACAGACGAAAUGGGAGGCCAACGUACUGAGGCCUAUGUCCGUGGAUGACCCGGCCUACCCCUUCUUGGCCUUCGCUGGCGUUCCCUCCAUCUCCUUCCACUUCAUCACUCCCAAUAUGGAGACCUACCCUUACGACGGCAGCGGCCUGGACAACGCGGACCACCUCAACUACAACACGGCCCAGAAGACUGGCGCGAUAGCGGUGCUGGCUGCGCAGUUGGCCGGCCGCAUGGCUCUCCGCCUGGUCCACGACCACAUGCUCAGCUUGGACAUGAGCGGGUACCGCAAGGUCCUCCCCAAGGCCUAUAGCCUGCUCUACACGCAUGUGCGCAACCUCGUCAAUAGUGGUGAGCUGGAAGGCGUGGACCCCAAAUGGCUGAGCAACGCCUACGGAUCCUUCACGCGAGCGAUGGCCAACCUAAACAGAAUCAUCACUACCACCGACCCAAACGAAGAACGCGGCUGUCGGCGCGUCAACGAGAAGCUCAUGAGUGUGGAGCGCAACCUCCUCUCGCCGUAUGUGUCCCCUGUGGAGAGCCCUUUCCGCCACCUCGUGCUAGGCAGAGGCAAGCACACCUUGGCAGCCCUGGCCAAGAACACGGAUCCCCAAGACCUCCACAUUCAGCUGGCCUUGGCCACCUGGAACCUGAAGAUGUGCGCCCAUGCCAUGGUCAGCGACAUCUGGGAAAACGACAAUCAAGUUUAGAACGUGUGCACGUGCACCCCCCCCAAAGUGUGAGUGAAAACGGCAGAAAGUGAAAAUGCUUUUUUAGGCACUUAAUUGGCUGUCAAUCACAGCUCUGUCCCUUACAGGUAUUAUUUCUAUUAGACACUUCACAUCAAUUGAGGGCACUGCCGCUCCUCUUGUAAGAAUGAAGGAAAUGCUGUUUCGGUGGGGGUGGGGGGCUCCUGGUCCCAUCCUAAUACUUGAAAACCUUGCAUGCUACUGACACCCCCCACCUCCCUCACCACAUCUUAACCACCCAAACACUGAGGACCUUAUUUAAUUGUUUUUUUUUUAUAUGAAGUUAUCGGAAGCAGUGCCUUCCAUAAUUAUGACGGUUAUACUGUCUCAUCUGACAGCAGUAUCUGCUAAGCGAACUUAAAACUCAACUGUUGGCGCCGAAACGGAAGCAGCUAAAGCUUUCGAAAAUAUUGUUACCCCCCCAAAAAAAAAAAAUCCAAUUAAGUGAAGCAGGAGAAUAUUAAUCAUGGCGUACAAAAGCCUCCAAAAAAAAAAAAAAGUAAAUGAAGCAAAGCGGACCAAAG
Molecule: messenger RNA, 2928 nt
Organism: Syngnathus acus (greater pipefish)
Lineage: Eukaryota; Metazoa; Chordata; Actinopteri; Syngnathiformes; Syngnathidae
Gene: tfr1b
Product: transferrin receptor 1b
Exons: 19
Coding region: 101-2365 (754 amino acids)
Biological process (GO): iron ion transport; intracellular iron ion homeostasis
Cellular component (GO): external side of plasma membrane
Source: RefSeq, a predicted model, not a curated record